Messenger RNA from Desarmillaria tabescens, 1256 nucleotides. RefSeq lists its product as uncharacterized. Bases 337 to 1152 code for a protein of 271 amino acids. Lineage: Eukaryota; Fungi; Basidiomycota; Agaricomycetes; Agaricales; Physalacriaceae. The transcript is spliced from 6 exons. The record is from RefSeq and is a predicted model, not a curated record. Gene Ontology annotation, molecular function: 2-oxoglutarate-dependent dioxygenase activity.
CGUUUCGGCUUAUGGUCUUAGUUCGGAUAGACUUGUGACCACUACAUCAUGGGAAAGGAGCACCUAUGACUGCCUUUUAAGACUCACGGCUCCUCUCUUCCCAUCUAACCAUGCUAUCUCCCCCGUUCCCAGACGACUGUCCCGACUCAUCCUCUCCUCAUUAUUGACUACCAGCUCCUCAAGGAGGGCAAUACAAAUGAGAUAGAAAGGCUCUGGGAAGCCGCUCGAAAGCUCGGUUUCUGGUAAGCAGCCUGAAGAACCACGGUGCCGAAGAAGACGCUAACCGCAUGUUCGAGAUGGGAGAGGAAACGAUGAAAUCUGCCUCUCGAGGAGAAGAUGAAAUACGAACAAGGUGACGAAGGCAGAUCCUUCGGAUACAAAGCCGCAGGAAGUAGCGCUGUAGACGCAUCGGGACAGGAAGGCACCAUGGAAUUCAUCAACGUCUCCAAAGACGACGCGCUUGCCUACCCGAACGCUGUCCACCGCACCUACCCGUCCACGGUAAACGAGAGAAUGGAAACCACCAUCAUCCCAUUCGUCACCAAGUCGGCGAAAGUAAACGAUACCAUCCUGGGAAUCUUCAAUGACACACUUGGGUUACCGAAAGGAACCUUGAGCAAGCUUCACCCCAAGAACGAGCACAGCGGAAGCGAAGCGCGAACGACUCAGAACCCCCCUAGAUACGCUCCUGACCGAGUGGCGAUCGGGGCCCAUACGGACUUCGGUUCCUUGACUUUUUUACAUAACAGACUCGGAGGUUUACAGGUCCUCCCACCGUGCUAUACAGAGUGGCAGUAUGUCAAGCCGAUCCCCGGGCAUGCGAUCUGCAAUGUCGGUGAUGCACUGUCGUUAUUCAGCGGAGGUAUCCUCCGCUCAAAUCUGCAUCGAGUUCUGCCACCUCCAGGCGCUCAGUCUCAUCUCGACAGAUGGUCUCUAGUCUUCUUCACCAGACCAGGCAACUCGGUCAUCCUUCGUGCGUUAGUUGAGGACAGUCCUCUCAUCGCAGACACAGUCCACAAUACUCCUGGGAAGAACUUCGAGACUGGCCAGACGGCGAAGGAGUGGUUUGCACGGCGGGUCAAGUAUCAGAGGUUGAACAACAGGGUGGGUCCCGAAACGUGGAAGGCGAGUAGGGGGACUGAGAAUGAAUGAUGCGACUGGUAUUACUUUCAUGAGCUGUAAGCCCGGUAGACACAAGAAUGUCCGAUUUGUAUCUAUCCAGUCGAGGACAUUGUUUCAUAUGAAGCGUUUUGGCG